Ramularia collo-cygni is the source of this 861-nucleotide messenger RNA. RefSeq lists its product as uncharacterized. The coding region runs from base 1 to 861 and encodes 286 amino acids. NCBI's taxonomy places the organism in Eukaryota, Fungi, Ascomycota, Dothideomycetes, Mycosphaerellales, Mycosphaerellaceae. The transcript has 2 exons. The record is from RefSeq and is a predicted model, not a curated record.
AUGGACCAGCAAGACCGUGCGUCGCCUGCACUUGAGGUCGGCAUGUCCACGACCGACGGCAGUGUCUCUACUGCGGUUCACGAUGGAACCUCGCUCAUUCCGCCUGCCACUCCUACCAGCGUAGGAUCUGCCGCCCAGACUGUUUUCGCCCUUCCCGAACUUCUCGAGAGUAUCCUCCUUCAAAUCUCCACAUUCAAUCAAGAGGAUAGGCACCUGAACCCAGCCAAGGACCUCUUCAUCCUUCAGCGGGUCAACAAGACUUUCCAAGCCGUCAUCACGCGCAAUAAGACGCUGCAACACCACAUGCUCCUUCAGCCGAAUCGACCAGGAUCGCAAGACUUCAGUAUGGAGCAGACAAUGAGCUGGCUCAUGUCGAAUGUCGGAUUCUGCUGGGAUCGCCACGAGCUGUUCAAGACGAAGUACAAGACGCUAUUUCUUCGUCCACUCGACAAAGGCCUCCGUUUCGCCGCGACAAAGGAUGCAUCCUGGCGCAAGAUGAAGAUUCGCUUCGUUUCUGUCUCUGGCGAGAAUGGCUUCUGGUACGACGACGGGAACGAUAUUGGGUUGUAUCUCAUUCGGGACCGUGGGGUGGACAUGAGGCUCGGGAACCACGUUCGGGUGCUUCUCAGUCAAACUCUUCGCUUUGGGGUGGAAAUGACGCUCGGGAAGCUACACGAAGGGCUGAUUUCCUUCAUGCCAUCGCUCAUCGAGUAUGAGAAGGCUGUCGAGGAGGCCAAGGUUGAGAAGACGGUCAUGGGCCCCCAGAGCCCUCCAAGGCGAACUCGUCCUUGCAAAGAUCGACGAGAUCGUCUUCGAAAGGAUCUUCGAGGCCGAUGUGCUCAGGAUGAUCACUGGCUGUGA